AUGCGUCCCAAACGGAAUCAAUCUGACGCAAUUUCUCCGUACUAUUCUUCCGUUCCCAUGUCUCUCUCCGCCCACCAGCUGGGUCUGCUCAUCGGCCGCUCCAGCAUCGCUUCUCAAUCGUCCUCCUCCUACUCCUCCUCUUCCGCCGCCGCCGCAUCCGGCGCCUCCCGCGAAAUCCUUUUUGCGCUCGUGCCGACGCCCGAAGCGCCAGGAGCGGCGGCGCCAGUUGCGGGCAGCAGAGAGAGGAGCGGAUCGGAUGCGAGGGAGUGGCGGCAUGUGGACGGCGACUGGGUGGCGGAACACGCGCUGCAGGUGAGCUGGUUACCAUGGCAGUCCCUCCCUCCCUGCCAUGUGCAUAAAUGGGUCGUGUCGUCUGCUUCACUCCACGGGCUCCGUCCGUCCUCCCCUGUUCACCCUGCUGCACUGCAGGUGUCACGGCUGUUGCUGGGAGGCAUGGGCGUGCUGGGGGUGUGCGCCUUCGUGUCACGGCUGUUGCUGGGAGGCAUGGGCGUGUUGGGGGUGUACGCCUUCUGCUCCGAUGCCGCCUAUAGCAACGCCACACCCUCCUUGCUGCAGGCCCUGCGUUCGCUUGCAGCCUCACUCUCUCCUCCCGCCUCACUCGCCGCCCUGCUGCCUCCUCCCCCCACCGACCUCAUUCUGCUGCACAUCUCCUCCUUCUCCCGCCGGUUCUCAGCACGAUCUGUUGCCACGUCAUCACCUGCCACGUCAGCUGCCAUGUCACCAUGCGACUUCAAGCUCGCUUCCAUCCCUUCACCAAUCCUCAUCUCCUCAAUACUCUCCCUCCGUGCUCAGUGGAAGGGGGGGACGUUGACGGUAGGUUCCUUCCUUUCAUAUCCAAGAUCCUAUUCACGUGCAUGGCAUGGUGCCGCUGUUAGGGAGUGUGCUGGCGCUCUUCCUCGCCAUGCCCUUCUCAAGCUGAGCCGUGUCUGCCAUUCCUUCGUCUUCCCUCUCCCACCGCUGCAGGCGCCAAGGAUGGGCAUGUGCAUGGCAUGGUGGCGCUGUCAGGGAGUGUGUUGGCGCUUUUUUUCCCUUCUCCCACUGCUCUCAUCUCCCACGCCCUCUCCCACCACUGCAGAUGCCAAGGACGGGCACGUGCAUGGCAUGGUGGCGCUGUCAGGCGGUGUGUUGGCGCUCUGCCUCGCCAUGCCCCGAGACCCCUUCUCCCGACUGCUGCACGAUCUCAAGGUGCGUCUCCUCACUGCCUUCUUUUCUAGCCGCCUCACAAGUCGACUCGCCAUGCCCCAAGACCCCUUCUCCCCAGUGCUGUACGGCCUCAAGGUCGAUGUGGAGCAGGCUAGACCUAGUGCAGGAGGAGGAGGAGUGCCUCAGUGCACUCUCUCUACCUCUCUUUCUUCCACCCCACCCUGCCCUUUCACAUAUCUUCCAGGUCGAUGCUGUGCGCAGUGUGCAGAGGAGCGAUGUAGCGAGCUAUGUGGGAUGGUGGCAGUGGCAGACGAGGCAGUGAGGGAGCAGGGCGUUGGGGUGGAAUGGGAGGGGCAGGUGGAGGGAGAGGAGGAGCAGAGUGGCAUGGAGGGCAGUGGUGCACGUGCUGCUGUGUGGCUCCCCCCCGGAACCGCACCUGCCAAGCCACACAGCAGCACCCGCCCUGGCGACUCUGGCAGCAGUGAUAUGAUUGCCUUGAAGGCAGGGGUGGGAGAGAAGGGUUCAGCAGGCAGGGCUGUUUCGCUGUUGUUGGCUGUACUGGGGGUGCUACUGGCUCUUCUUGCUGCACUCGUGCUUGCUCUCAAAUGA
Messenger RNA from Closterium sp. NIES-65, 1773 nucleotides. The record is from the annotation of a GenBank genome assembly. NCBI's taxonomy places the organism in Eukaryota, Viridiplantae, Streptophyta, Zygnematophyceae, Desmidiales, Closteriaceae.